GAUCACGCUGCGAUCGGGAGACUAAAGACGAGUCGUGCGAAAUUUUUGCAAAAAAAAAUAAUAAGAAAAUCUUUUUUUUGUGGUCUUACCUUUAAAACUUUAUAUUUUGUGUGUCCGAGUGUGAAUUUUAAUUGACUUUUUAAAAAUAAACUUUUUUGUAUUGAUUUGUGAUAACGAGAAUUAAUAAACCUUGAAUUUUUAAUCGCAUUAUAAAUCAGGCAGAUGAGAGUGAAGAAAAUGAACAAUAAAUGAAAAGAAUCGUCUUUUUGCUAUUUUAUGCCUGUUAAAAAUAAAGAAAAGAAAAAAAAGGAAGGCAGAAGAAAAUUCCUAAAACACUUGAAUGGUGACAUAAAAAAAUUUUCUCUGUCUGAGACAAGCGAAAUAUAAAAAAAAGUUGCAAGGAACAAAACGAAAUUCCCAACUUGACAAUUGUAAUAAAAAAAUGUGGUCAUUGAUCAAACGUUUCUAGCAUCAAAGCGGAGCAAUCUGUAGAUGUUCAUAGCUACAGUAGCAAUAGAAAAAUCAAAACAAUUCUCGGAAGGAAUAAAAAAAUCAACAAUAUUGACAAUAAAUAAAAGACAGAACUGGCAAAACCUCUUAAGGAAUAGACAACAAUAAAAUAACGGUAUAAACAUAAUCAUAUUAGGAAUAAGAAUAAGGAGCAAGUAGUGAUGGCGUCAUCAAGUCAUUCAUCUUCAUCGUCGAGAAGUGAAUCAUCAGGUUCGAGACGAUCAAAUCUACAUGUCCACAAAAUACGUGAAUUUGAGUUAGAGAAGGUACAUUUAAUGGACGAGUUUGACAUACUGCAAAUUGUUGGUGAAGGAUGGUUUGGUAAAAUUCUUUUAGUUGAACAUCGUGCCACUGACACAGAAAUGGUGCUUAAAGCAUUGCCGAAGCCUUAUGUGUCCGUUCAGGAUUUUUAUCGAGAAUUUCAUUUAGGAUUGUGUUUGGGCUCUCAUAAAAAUAUCGUUUCAACCUACGAUGUGGCCUUUGAGACAUCUGGAUUUUAUGUUUUUACACAGGAGUAUGCGCCUCUAGGAGAUUUAACAUCAAAUGUAUCUGAUAAUGGCAUUGGUGAGCUCCAUUCAAAACGCGUUGCAAGGCAAAUUGCAGCUGCACUCGAAUAUAUGCAUUUAAAAGAAAUUGUACAUCGAGAUGUAAAGCUGGACAAUGUAUUGGUAUUUCGAUCGGAUUUCUCACGCGUUAAAUUAUGUGAUUUUGGUGAAUCGAGACGAGUGAAUACGAUGGUACAACGGAGAAAUGAAUGGCUUCCGUAUACAGCACCUGAAAUUAUUAAUACAGAAACUGAUGACACUUAUAAGACUGACUUUACUCAUGAUAUAUGGCAAUUUGGUAUUGUUAUUUUCAUUUGUUUGACCGGCUGCUUACCCUGGCAAAAAGCAUCAAUGGAUGAUCCACGCUAUAACAAAUACAUCCAAUGGCACAACUCAUCAUUUCCAAUCAAACGAACACCAAAACUUUUCAAAUUAAUUUCAGCAAAAGCAAGCAAGAUGUUUCGUAAAUUUCUCGAGCCUAAAAUUGAAAGACGUAUAAAGUCAUUGAAUGAGCUUCACAAAUAUCUCGAUGAAAGGUGGCUCGCACGUUCGGCUGAAAAAGAAAUGGCUGAGUACGAACCAGACGAACUUAAUCCAUCGCUAUAUUCCUUCCACAGUAAUAUUGAUGAGAAAAAUAAAUUGCUAUAUUCAUUCACUCAGCAAGGCGUUGAGACAGUAGUGGAUAGAGUUGCAAAGAAGAAUCGUAUAAAGGACUGGAUACAAUCAUCUAUAAUAACCGAGGAAGAAGAAGAAGAAGAUUCCGGAUCAUCGACAGUCUCAAUUAAUAUGACACGGACACCCAUUCCAGGUCACAUAAGUUCACUUCGUGCAGCUGAAGAAGAGCAAAGGAGGAAUGAGCAAGAGCAAAAGAGGAUAGAUACAUUGAAGGAUGCUAGUAAGAAGCACAUUGAUCCGUUUACAGGUAAAAUACAGCAAGAAGGAGUACCGAGCACAAUGGGAGCACCACUAAUGUUGAGUAAAAAUGGAAGUCGUUCAUUAGAAAAUAAUCUUUCGGAGGAGAAUUUUGAAAUACCCGAAAAUGAGCCAGAGACAACAAUAAAUGGAAAAUUGGAUAUAAAUAUAAAGGACAAUUCACUUCGUGAUAAAUCGGAUAAUAAUAAUGUUCAAUAUUAUCAGACACAGCAAUCGAAUGACAGUUUGAGGCACAAUUACCAUUAAUAUUAAACAUUUAAAAAAAGAACCUUAAAAUGACAAUUUAAAAUUUUUAUCACAAAUACACAAACUCACACAACAAAAAUUAUAUUUUAUUCAUUUACACAAACCAUAUAAAUCGCAUAUGACUCUACUUUUUUUUUGUUUCUCAAAUUGAAAUUAUUGCAUUAAAAAAAACUUUAUAAUUAAUUAUUAUUCAUUAUGUAAAUAAAUUUCUGUAAUAUUCAAUGACAUCCAUCCAAUUAAUAAAAAAAAUUAUAUGCA
Chironomus riparius is the source of this 2492-nucleotide messenger RNA. The record is from the annotation of a GenBank genome assembly. NCBI's taxonomy places the organism in Eukaryota, Metazoa, Arthropoda, Insecta, Diptera, Chironomidae.